Messenger RNA from Umbelopsis ramanniana AG, 768 nucleotides. RefSeq lists its product as uncharacterized. Bases 166 to 552 code for a protein of 128 amino acids. The record is from RefSeq and is a predicted model, not a curated record. NCBI's taxonomy places the organism in Eukaryota, Fungi, Mucoromycota, Umbelopsidomycetes, Umbelopsidales, Umbelopsidaceae. The transcript has a single exon.
UAAAAGCGGACCCCUCUUUGUCCCAAAUUUCAAACUUCAUCAAAUCUACUCUCGUUAACGCCGGUCGUUCUCAUUUCAAUCCCUUACAACCCAAUAACUUUCAUUUAAACUAAAGUUUAUCAAACCAACCACUUUCCCUCAACCAAACUUCAAAUUCUAUCAAACAUGGUCUCCGUCAAGAUUUUCUCCAUCCUUGCCAUUGCUGCUACCGUUCUCGCUGCCCCCGCCGCCGUUGAGAAGCGUUCCUUCUCCGGUGAUGCUACCUACUACAACCCCUCUGCUGGUACCAAUAGCUGCGGUACUCAAGCUUCCGACAGCGACAUCAUGGCUGCCAUGAACGUCGCUCAAAUGCAAAACGGUGCCAACCCCAAUGCCAACCCCAACUGCGGACGCAAGGUUGCUAUCAAGGGUCCCAAGGGCUCCGUCACCGUCACUAUCUUGGAUACUUGCCCUGGCUGUGCCUCUGGUGAUAUUGAUAUGUCUCCCGCUGCUUUUGAUAAGAUUGCGGAUGAAGCUCAAGGUCGCGUUCCCAUCACCUGGAACUGGGCUUAAGUGAUUCUUCACUUACUUGAACCGUUUCGCGGGUUAUCAGCGAGUUCUGUAUCUCAUAUACCUUGUUUGUUUCCCGGCUUUAAACACCCUGUUUAAAGUCUCGUAGAGUAAAUAUCUCAAUUCAAUUGUAACUAGAAGUUUGUAUCGCUGUGUCCUCAUAAAUAUAACACAAAAAAAACCCAACCAAAAAACUAUUUUUUGAUUGUCAAUCCCGUG